Messenger RNA from Triticum urartu, 3694 nucleotides. NCBI's taxonomy places the organism in Eukaryota, Viridiplantae, Streptophyta, Magnoliopsida, Poales, Poaceae. The record is from RefSeq and is a predicted model, not a curated record.
CUUCCUUCGCGGUUCGAACAGUUCGCCCGAGACGAGACGGGGAUGCCUCCGCGGGCACCGCCGCCGGCGGCGUUCCCGUCCCUGGACGCUUACUACCUCCACCACCUUCGCUCCUGCUCGACGCCGCGCCACGCCGCCGCCGUCCACGCCCACAUCGUCCGUGCCCACCCUUUCCCGUCCCUCUUCCUCCGCAACACGCUCCUCGCCGCGUACUGCCGCCUCGGCGGCCCCGCGCGCCGCCUGCUCGACGAAAUGCCCCGCGCUAACGCCGUCUCCUUUAACCUCCUCAUCGACGCCUACUCCCGCGCUGGACAGACUGAGGUCUCCCUGGCGACCUUCGCGCGCGCGCGCCGUGCCCCCGGCGUCAGGGCCGACCGGUUCACGUACGCGGCCGCGCUCGCCGCGUGCUCGCGGGCCGGGCGCCUGAGGGAGGGCAAGGCCGUGCACGCGCUGGCCGUCCUCGAGGGGCUCGCCGGGGGCGUGUUCGUCUCCAACUCGCUCGUCAGCAUGUAUGCCAGGUGCGGCGACAUGGGACAGGCGAGGCGGGUGUUUGACGCCGCCGAGGAGCGGGACGACGUCUCGUGGAACGCGCUGGUCUCUGGCUAUGUGCGCACUGGUGCGCACGAUGAGAUGUUGAGGGUGUUUGCUCUGAUGCGCCGUUCUGGGAUGGGCUUGAAUUCUUUUGCUCUUGGCAGUGUCAUCAAGUGUUGCGCUGGCAGCGAUAACUCUGUGAGGGAUAUUGCCGCGGCGGUUCAUGGAUGCGUGGUGAAGGCUGGGUCGGACUCUGACGUGUUUCUUGCGAGCGCGAUGGUUGACAUGUAUGCGAAGAAAGGUGCAUUGAGUGAAGCUGUUGCGCUCUUCAAGUCAGUGCUUGAUCCCAAUGUGGUUGUGUUCAAUGCCAUGAUUGCGGGGCUGUGUCGUGAUGAGGCUGCUGUCGGUAUGGAUGUCCUUAGAGAAGCGUUAAGUCUGUAUUCAGAGGUGCAGAGUCGAGGAAUGGAGCCUACCGAGUUCACAUUCUCCAGUGUCAUACGAGCUUGUAACUUGGCAGGUGACAUUGAAUUCGGAAAACAGAUACAUGGACAAGUACUGAAGCAUUGUUUCCAGGGAGAUGACUUCAUUGGGAGUGCACUGAUUGACUUGUACUUCAACUCUGGCUAUAUCGAAGAUGGGUUCAGGUGUUUCAGAUCUGUUCCGAAACAAGAUGUCGUCACGUGGACAGCGAUGAUUUCAGGGUGUGUUCAAAAUGAGCUUUUCGAGAGGGCACUGACCUUGUUCCAUGAAUUAUUGGCUGCUGGACUGAAACCUGACCCUUUCACUAUAUCGAUAGUGAUGAAUGCUUGUGCCAGUUUGGCUGUUGCAAGGACUGGUGAGCAGAUUCAGUGCUUUGCCACAAAAUCUGGUUUUGGUCGGUUCACUGCCAUGGGAAAUUCCUGCAUACAUAUGUAUGCUAGAUCAGGGGAUGUGGAUGCUGCAGUCCGGAGGUUUCAGGAGAUGGAAUUACACGACGUUGUGUCUUGGUCUGCUGUAAUAUCAAGCCAUGCACAGCAUGGCUGUGCUAGGGAGGCUUUACGUUUUUUCAGUGAAAUGGUAGAUGCAAAGGUGGUGCCAAAUGAGAUUACCUUUCUCGGUGUCCUUACUGCAUGUAGCCAUGGAGGAUUGGUUGAUGAGGGACUCAGGUAUUAUGAAAUCAUGAAAAAUGAGUAUGCAUUGAGUCCAACCAUAAAGCAUUGCACAUGUGUUGUUGAUCUCCUUGGCCGAGCUGGGAGACUAGCUGAUGCUGAGGCUUUUAUAAGGGAUUCAAUCUCCCAUGAUGAACCUGUCAUCUGGCGGUCUUUGCUAGCAUCAUGUCGUAUCCAUCGAGACAUGGAGAGAGGUCAACUUGUUGCAGAUAGGAUAAUGGAACUACAACCCGGUUCCUCAGCAUCCUAUGUAAAUCUCUACAACAUUUACCUGGAUGCUGGGGAGCUCUCGUUAGCUUCAAAAAUUAGAGAUGUGAUGAAAGAGCGAGGUGUGAAGAAAGAACCUGGUCUGAGUUGGAUUGAACUAAGGUCCGGGGUUCACUCUUUUGUUGCCGGUGACAAGUGCCAUCCAGAGAGCAACACAAUAUAUGCGAAACUGGCAGAGAUGCUUUCCAAGAUUGAUAAACCGACAGCCACUGAUGCUUCUGGCACAAAGUCAGAUGACAUCACUAGAAACAAGCAAAGUUGGAUGAAUUGGCACAGUGAGAAACUAGCUGUGGCAUUAGGAUUGAUUCAUUUACCACAGUCAGCACCUAUACGAGUAAUGAAGAACCUGAGAGUCUGCCGUGACUGCCAUUUAGCUAUGAAAUUGAUAUCGAAGAGUGAAAAGAGGGAAAUAAUCUUGAGAGAUGCUAUUCGUUUCCAUCACUUCAGAGAUGGCUCAUGUUCUUGUGCGGAUUACUGGUAGUGGCUACUUACUAGUGCAGUGGUUCCAAAGUUGAAUCCUUGAAGAUAAAUCUGACACGUUGGCAUACCUAUUUAGUUACCAUAGUUAGGAGUGAAAAUCAUUUUUCAGCAGAGGCCUAGGGAACGUAAACUCCUGAAGCUUUAUAGCCAAUAAGUUAUUCAGGGUGUACGGCACCAGUGUGGUGUUCUGAUUCUUUAAAAGACAGUUCUCUGUAUUGCUUUUCUCCCAUUUAGGAUUAAGAUCUGUAGGGGCAUAUUGCAGCCUUGCGAUGAUUUAAUCCUAUUACAUUUCUGCCAGCAGGAAGAAAGGCGCCUUAAACUCCUAAAAAGUGGCCUCCGCCAAACUGAAUGGUUGAGUACACUGAAUCACCUCCAAGGCAUCGUGCUGAUUCUCCUAUUCGCCAUUGACCAGAUCCAUCCCCUGUUAGGCAUGGUGACAGAAGACCAGGAUCUCCAAUUAGAAAAUAUUCUCUCCUUCACCACCUGUAAGGCACACGUCGCCAAUGCGGAGGGUUUGUGGCAGCUCAUCACCUCGUAGAUACUCACCCGGGCCUCCUAGAAGGCGGUCACCACCCCCAAGGAGACUGAGCAGCCCUUCGAGAAGGUCACCACCACCACCACCUCCAAGUCGUCAUAGUCGCUCCCCUCCUCUUCACUCUUGCUCCAGAUCAAUUUCUCCAUAUAGAACCAGAGGACCUCUUACAUUGAGGCUGGCGUGGAAGGCGAGAUUCAUCCAACUCUGCAUCACCCAGUCCUCUGAGGAAGGCGAGUGCAACAUGUGUAGUGGUCUGUGUAGGAAACAUGACUAGUUGAAUGCUUGCUGCUUGCUUGUGUUUUGUUGGCCAUGCGAGGCGACCUUAGAGAGAUCAAGGAGCCGCAAUCCUAGAAGAAGGAGCAUCUCGAGCGACAGUGGGAGCAGCAGCACCCGCCUUCCCGGAGGCAUAGGUACUAGAAGGAAACUCGGGGCAAACUGGGGAUAACCCGGGCCGAAACAGGGCAAACCAAGGGGGCGAACGAUCAUGGAUGUGGCUGGAUAUGCUUGGUGGAGUCCUGGAUUUCGCACCGAGAGGCUUUGACUGUGCAUUGAUUGAAAAUCUGGACAUUAUUCAGUCUGUCUCAUUUGAAAAUCGAUGAGUUUUUUUUUACUAGUUGAUCGUUCGAUCUGCUCGUAUGUGAAGUUGAUAUUUUUUUUGUUCAUGGAUUGUUGGUGUCACAUUUGGAAUGCGCUUGCCGCUUGGAUCUUCAUGUACCAGUGUUUACUAAGCUUU